GUCGGUUGUUGCCCAUGCCCAAGAGCACCCUCAGCACGGGGCUGUUCCAGCAGGGCGCUAACAAUCCCUCGGGGCUGUACUCGUGCCGGUUGGACCGCAUGCCCUCGCGCUACAAGGCGCUGGUGUUUCCGCUGUCACACACCCUGCUGCAGGUGGUCCUGCAGCAGCGGCAAGAGCAGCGUAAGCUCAAGGAACAGCAGCAGCAACUGCAGCUGCAACGCGGCUCCUCGGGCUCACCAGCAGGGGCAGCAGGCGCAGCCGCCGCCUCCCGCCAACCACCCUCUGCCCUGCGGGAACUCUGCUCAACCGCAGCCGCCACAGCCGGCGGCGCCACGAGCGACGGCGGUUGGAUCAUCAGCGACUGCAACGAACACCUGCAUGCCGUACACAGCCCCUCCCGUGAUGUGUAUGUGCUGACACGUGUCAACGGUCGGCGGCCGCACUCCAUGGUACUCGCAACAGCGGAUCUGGGCGUGCUGGGUGGGAUUGGAGGAGCAGGAGGGUUGCUGGCGGGUGCAGGGACGGUGGGGUCGGGCGCAGGCGGCAUGGCAGGAGGGGAUGUGGUGGGGGUGCUGGGGGGAGCAGGGGCAGCCACGCCAGGAGCAGCGGCUGGGGGUACGGCAGCGGAGGGGUGCUCGCAUCUGGCGGUGUAUCUGGCGUUUCCGGAGCGGCUGCCCCGGGCGCUGUUGGAGGGGGCGCUUGCGGACACGCAGCUCAUCAUGCGGAGGCUCAUCGCCCCCCUCAUCCGCCAACGCUUCGAGGCCGGCCUGUCCGAGGAGUGGACUGCGCUGGCCGCGGCCGCCAACAACCUGCCCAGCCCGGGGGGCCCCGCGGUGCGCAUCGCAGCCUCCCUGUCAGCAUCCCAGGCGCGACACUCGCUGCCACCCGGACUGGGAGCAGGGGGGGCAGGAGCAGCAGGGGGGGUGAUGGGUGGGGCGCCACCGCUGAUGAUGUCGUACAGCGCGAUGGCGGGGACACCGCCGGAGGUCUCCCCUAGCGGCAUCGUCACCGCCUUCCCCAGCCCCGCAGCCCUCGUGGCGGCCGCCAUGUCCGCAUCCCCCGACAUGACACCCAACGGCGCCCCCACCCCCAACAUCCACAACAUCCACAACAACAGCAACACCUGGCUUUCCCGGCUAGGAGGCGGAGCAGGCGGUGGUCCCCACCCCGCCACCGCCACCCCCGCCCCCUACCUGCCUACCUCGAUGUCCCCCCCUCAAGGCGGCGCUUCCACACUAGCACUAGCCAGCUCCAGUGCUUCUAACGGCGGCGGCGGUGGUGGUGGUGGUGGUGUGGCAGGCAAUAGCAGUUACCUGUUAGGCAUGGUGAACCCGCUGACCAUCAUGGGGCCCAUGGGAGGAGCAGGAGGGGCAGCAGGCGGGGGAGGGGGCGGCAUGUCCACCUCGGAGCUGCACCUGGAGGGGCUGUCAGCGGGGGAGGCGCUGCAGCAGAUGUCGGUGCUCGUGUCGUCGUACAUGGACACGUUGCAGGCGUUACAGGGGCAGCUCAUGGCGUGCGACAAGGUUACCGAGUCGCUGCGCCGCGAGGACCUGCCGCACCUGCACCUGCUGGAGGUGUUGGGGCACGGCGGGGGCGGGGUGGUGUUCCGCGGCAAGCUCCAUGCACUGGAGGUGGCGGUGAAGGUGUUUGAGGUGCCGGGCGACCUGGCCACUGCAGCGGGCCUCUCCUCCCUGCAGUCGCCCUCCCCCGCCGGCGCCCUGCCCGGCUCCCCCACCGCCACCGCCACCACCGCCAUCUCCCCUGCUGCUACCGCUGCUGCUGGCAGCGAUCUCCCCGGCGGUGCCGCUGCUGCAGCAGGCGCAGGAGCAGGAGGAGGCGGUGACGGUGGCGGCGACAAGGGUAAGGCCGCCUGGCCGGCAGUGGGCGACCGGCGGGUGCUGCAGCGGAGCGCACUGGAGCUGGCGGUGACUGCCAGCAUGAGCCACCCGCACAUCAUUCAGGUCUACAGCCUCUACACCAACAUGGUCCUCGUGAAGCAGAAGCCGCCCCGACAGGGCACCAGCGGCGUGCAGCUGCUGGAGCUGAGUGCGGCCACCGCACUGAGCCGCGCGGAGGACGGCAUACCCUGCUCCGCACUGUGCAUGGAGUACUGCGACAUGGGCACCCUGGCUCACGCCAUCGACCAGCACCGCUUCAUGACGCUCACGCCGCUGGGCGCCCGCCGGCCCGCACUCAAGGCCAUCUGCACCACCCUGCUGGAGGUGGCGCUGGCGCUGCGGCACCUGCAUGCGCGCAACCUAGCACACUGCGACCUGAAGCCGGCUAAUGUGCUGCUCAAGAGCUCACGGAGGGACAGCCGGGGCUUCACGUGCAAGUUGGCGGACUUUGGUUACGUGUCGGUGCUGAAGGCGGCGGUACCGGGGGGCCGACCCACGGUUCUGCCCGAGGAGGCGUGCGGCACCGUCACCCAUAUGGCGCCGGAAACCUUCAUCAAGGGUCAGCCCCUGGACUUCUCCGUAGACACCUUCUCUUUCGGCAUCCUCAUGUGGGAGCUCUACACCUGCGCCCGCCCCUACGCGGACGUGCCGGAGGACCAGAUUGCGCAGCGGGUCACACUGAAGGGGCUGCGACCCACCUUCCCGCCGGACACCCCCCGGGCCUUUGGUGCGCUGGCCCGCCAGUGUUGGAGCCAGGACCCCAACGAGCGGCCCAACGCAUCCGAGGUGGUGCGCGCGCUGGAAAACAUGCUGCAGAUCAUGAACACACAGCUGCCCGUCAUCCCGCCGCUUAAACCCAAGCAGCCGGCCCAGCAGCAGCAAGGGCAGCAGCAGCAGCAGAUGCAGCAGCCAUCACCUCCACCUGUUGCAGGACAGCAAGGCGGACAGGGACAGCUGGUGGUCUUGCAACCGCAGGGGCUACAGCAGCAAGGGCAGCAACAGCAGCAUCCGCCGUUGGGCCGGCGACACACGCCCGCGGGGCUGUCUCCACUAGGAGAGAUGCGAGGGGCAGCAGCAGCAGCAGCGGGAGGUGGAGGUGGAGGAGCAACAGCAGAGGCGGCAGGGCUGGGGGCGUUUGCUGCUGCGGCUGCCAACGGAGGCGGUGCGUAGAAGGGUCGGCAGUGCUGGCUGCUGCCGCUGUUGUGGGUGAGGAGGAGGAGGAGGUGGAGGUGUCAUUGUGGGGUUUUUUACUUGUUAUUUGCUUCAUUACUUGGUAAAUAUGUGUUGUGUGGUUGCGAGGUUGUUGCAGGUAUGUCUCCAUCCAUACCAUGUGUUGCCGGGUUGUUUCAUCGCGGGUGGCGGGUGUCGCUUCCCGCUCGUGUGAACAAGCGGGUGAUGCAGUGGUGGUGUGUGCAUGCAUGCUUUCCCUUGCUGGGUCGGCACUGCUGCUGCUGUUGUUGCCGCCAUUGCCGCUGCUGCUGCUGUUGGCUUUUGCCGCGCAGGAGAAAAGCCCUUGCUGCUGCUGCUGUUGCUGCUGCUUGUUUAGCGGUGCUGUAUUAUCAUCUGGGUUGCUCGUGCUGUUAUAUUAGAAACUACUACUACUGGCGCGGCUACCUAGCUCUGCUGCAGCGGCUUUUUAUACUUGGAGGCGCUGCUGGUUGUUGCUGUUGGGCUGCAACACACGCGAACAUGCGGUGCUCUUGCGCUCAUAACAAACCCCUCUCGACCCAUUCUCCCAUCCGCCAUGGGAACCCGGACUGACGAACUCGUACGGGGCUAGGACAACACGACCAGCCUGGUACACCCGCUGUGCCCGGCUGUUGUAGAGCGAGGCCGCUGGGGGCCGCAUCAUGCGACCCAUAGACCGGAAUUAAACUGCUGCUGCUUUGCGGAUGUGCUGUGGACGUGCGUUACGCCGCCCUAUACCUCGCGGCGAUUACUUCGAAAGCGUUUUUUCGUGACUGCCCUUCCUUCAAAUGCAUGCAAUAUGAGUGAGUGGCUUUAGAGAGGUGUGUGUGCGAGUGCAGUCAUGCAUGCAUGGGCGCGCAAGCCCAUUACGUAUCCGCUGAUCGUUGCUUGGACGUUUCGCAGCCCGGGUGAACGUCUCGGGGGUGAUGUCUUCAGGGCGCGCCUCAAGAGCGCGCUCUCCGUUCUUCGCGGUUCUGUGAAAGAGUCGUUUCUGUAGAGGUUCUUGCAUGCAUGCUUGGGCUACGAUUGAGGCUUUUCCUGUUUGUGUAGCUGUGUGUUGUGUUUUAGCGAGGCGGGGGCAUACACGUUGGUCAACCACGCUUUGCGCAAGUGGACACUCGAGGGAUGAAAGCUGGGGAGUGUCCUUGUGGGGCCCCACCGUCUUGAGAAGAGAAGGUAUUUUUGGGGGCAGACGGGCUUUACUCCUUGAGGAAAGGGUGUAGGGUGUAGGGUAGAGCGUGGAAGCGUGUUAAGAGGAGGGAGAGGGGGGGCGGAGAGGAGCGAAUGGCGAGGAGGGAGGUAUCCCUGACUCGCGCGGGGGCUGCGGCCCACGUCGGUGAGGGUGUGGUAACAUUCCCAAGACAGCCGGAAUGCGAAUACACUCUUCAGGUGCACACAGGUUUGAGAGGUUGGCUGUGGGUGUUAAGAAAACGUGCCGCGAGUUGGAACGUACUGGAUUGUCGGAAGAUGAUGUCAGUGUGUGUGGGGGGGGGUUGGCUGUGUGUUGGGGCUGUUGGGGAUUAUUGGGGUUACAGGAAGGAAGGGGUUGGGGAACCUAAGAAGGCACUCUCCUGUUUCUCGGAUGACAGCACGGCAGGGCAUGCACCUGACGCGGAGCUUACUGUGAACUUUUGGCAACACACGAGGCGCUGAACGACUGGGGCGGCUGGCCUUUCUCUAACUUGGUUACGGUAAACAGGGACGGCGGGUCGAUUCGGGUUGAUAAUUGUUCGACGCACUCCGAGACGCAGACACAUUUGAAUGCUGGGCUGCUUUGCCGCUGUUAUUGCGCGAUGCAGUCGUUGUUCCUUUCACACAUACAGACACAUGGGCUAAGGUGAACGCGCAGGUAUAGCGUAUGUUGUCAUUGUAUUUGUUUACACCGGUUUGUGCUUGCGUGACCUGGUGCGGCUGUGGCUGUGCUGCUGCCUUGGUUGUGCUGCCGCUGCUGCUACGCUAUGUUUUGGGAUGUGCUGACAAUCAUUGCACAAUACCCUUUCCUGCUUUUCUGCAUGAGCGCUGUUGUGUGCUAGGCGCUGCCACCGCUGAUCAUCGAUGGAACCCCAUGAGACUUGUGACCCCCGGACUGUUGUAAGGGCGUGUUGUGCCCCGGCCACAUAGGAAGGGCUUAUCUGUGAAAGGACGCAGCGGUAGGCUCCUCCAUAGUUGCUCUGCACGUUUUGCUGCCGUACAAUAGCUGAGCUACUACGACGGGUAAUAGCACUAAUAUGGCACGACGUGGCAAGCGGGCGAGCCACCCCGCCGCUAUAUGCAGGGCAUGGCAGGCACUGUCAGUUAGGGCCUUGGGGCGUCGGAUGGUUGGAGGUUUGGGGUGACGCGCUGAAUUUUUGUCAACGGCUUUCCGCAUCCUCGUCAAAGUGAGCCGUGAUGCAGACUAGCAGCUUGAGGGCCGUACGGUAGGAGGGGGUAAUAACCUAAAAGUAUGUCCUAUGUAGAGUGCGGGUGUCCGGUACCAUCGGUGGGGCUGCACGCUGCAGUCAGGGUGUAAUACACACAGGUUUUGCACCUGGAUGGGUUACUGGGGAGGUCGUGGGUGGCGCUGGAACUGUUUUGUAUGUCGUUGGCGCAUGUAAACACCCGGAGAGAGAAAGGGGGAGGAUUGAUUGGGUGUGUUUUGAGAUGAAUGGAACCGAGGCAGGCUACGGUACGAGUCGGUACAUUGAGGGUUGUUUGAAAUUGAGAGCUGUUUAAGCGCACACGAUGCCAAGGGUUGCCGCGGCGUGAUUGUUGAAGUAAGGGUGACCCCACA
This is a messenger RNA of Astrephomene gubernaculifera, 5856 nucleotides long. Lineage: Eukaryota; Viridiplantae; Chlorophyta; Chlorophyceae; Chlamydomonadales; Astrephomenaceae. The record is from the annotation of a GenBank genome assembly.